AUGGCUCAGAGCAGAUAUGUUCACAUUGAUAUGAUGGUGUACCUGCAGGUGACUCACCUGCCGGUGUCGUUUCUCACCUCCUAUCUGGUUUUAUAUUUCUUUCCAGUCCUGGACUGUUUUUGCUACUGCUCAGUGGUCUGCGAUCUGGUAAGUACAGCUGUUGCAGAUAACCCAAAGGAAGAAGUCCAGGGGAUUGUGGGCAGCACCGUUAAACUCAACUGUGUUUAUGGUGAAGGAAGUAAUUUUGAUCUAAGUGACUUUUAUGUUUAUUGGCAACUCGAGGAAAAAACUGUGGCCUCUCAGAAGGUGGUCAAAGAGGUGGCUUCCUAUGUGCCCGGGAAGAGCUCCCCAGACAAUGAAAAUAACCAUUACCGACAUCGGGCCCACCUGUCGCUGGAGAGUAUGGAGCAAGGCGAUUUCUCUCUGUAUUUACACAACAUCACCCCACAGGAUGAGCAGACGUUUCACUGUCGUGUGAUCAGGAAGUCCUUGCACUUAAAUAACGUUUUGCAUGUUGAAGUCACAUUGCAUGUGGCAGCCAACUACAGCAUGCCCGUCGUCAGCAGCCCCACCAGGCCCACUGAGGACGAGGUGGUCACCUUCACGUGCAGGUCCACAAAUGGCUACCCGGUCCCUAAAGUGUACUGGAUCAACCAGACAGACAACAGCCUGCUCGACGAGGCGCUGCAGAACAGCACCGUGUACAAGAACGAGCAGAAUUUAUACGACGUGGUCAGCACCCUGAGCAUCCGGUGGACCCCCAACCUGAACGUGCAGUGCUGCAUCGAGAACGCUCUGCUGCACCAAAACCUGACUGUCAGCAGCAGCCAGAUUGGCGAAGCCCCAGAGACUUCCUCUGAAUACAUAGACAGGAUCACAGAUUAUCCAAACAACCCCUCCCCGGAGACGCACACGGCCAUGUUUAUCAUCUUUGGAAUCCUGGCCGUGACUGUGGCCAUGGCUGCUGGCUGGUUCUGUACCCAGGGUGACCCGCCAGAACUCAGACUCACAGACCUCACCACUCCCUGCGUUCUAACCCCCGACUUCCUGGGAAUCUGA
Elephantulus edwardii (Cape elephant shrew) is the source of this 1059-nucleotide messenger RNA. It is a transcript of the gene ICOSLG, whose product is annotated as inducible T-cell co-stimulator ligand. Lineage: Eukaryota; Metazoa; Chordata; Mammalia; Macroscelidea; Macroscelididae. The transcript has 6 exons. The record is from RefSeq and is a predicted model, not a curated record. Gene Ontology annotation, cellular component: external side of plasma membrane. The coding region runs from base 1 to 1059 and encodes 352 amino acids. Gene Ontology annotation, biological process: negative regulation of T cell proliferation; cell surface receptor signaling pathway; cellular response to lipopolysaccharide.